AUGGUGUCUGCAGUUCCGUUGUCUAUUCCGCCGGUUGCCCCGCCGGCGAUUUUGCCGGCGGCCUCGCCAGGAGCCUCGCCACUGCAGUACGACAUUCUGUUCCAAGACCCUGACCUGCCCGAGCCUCUUCCCUCCUUAGAAGCGAUCGAAUCUGCACAGUUUAUCAGCGAGAAAGUUUCUAGGAACGUCGUUUCAGCCACGGCCUGCUUUGCGGUCAAGUUUGGCUACGAGGUGCAGCCGCUCGAGGCCGAAAACAUGCGGUUUGUGCGCGAAAACACCAACGUACGCGUUCCCCGUGUCUUUGCCGUGUAUCAACGCGAUCGCGAGACAGAGCUACCGAAAACGUACAUCGUCAUGGAGAAGCUCGCCGGCGACUCGCUCGACAAACUGUGGCACGGGCUCGACGCCGCACAAAAGCUCGACAUCGUAGCGCAGCUCAAGGUCGCGUUCGCGUCGCUGCGCAGCCUGCCUCACCCCGGGUUUUUCGGCAGCAUAGACGGCACCAAGCUGCGUGAAUUCCUGUUCGACGACAUUGACAAGCCAACGCCCUCCGUCAGGUCGCCGUUUAAGACGGAAGAUGCGCUCAUCGACGGGCUGCUGGACCGGUUCCUGGCCGAGGAUCCUGGGAGGCUGCGGCACAAGACCGCCUAUUACCGACUCGUGCUCCCCAAGAUCUUCAAGGGCAGCGGUCAGCCUGUGUUUACGCAUUCUGACUUGCAGCUGAAAAACAUCAUGCUGCAGCCGGACGGGCGCGUGGCGAUGAUCGACUGGGACGUGGCCGGCUGGUACCCGGCAUACUGGGAGUAUGCGGUCGCCAUAUGCGCGCACGCGAUGUGGCCGAAUGACUGGCCCAGCCACGUCGGCCUGUUCUUGGACGAGUACCCUAACCAUUUCGCGUGGAUGAAUCGACUGCGGAUGGAGAGGUGGUAG
This is a messenger RNA of Cordyceps fumosorosea ARSEF 2679, 930 nucleotides long. RefSeq names its product phosphotransferase enzyme family protein. NCBI's taxonomy places the organism in Eukaryota, Fungi, Ascomycota, Sordariomycetes, Hypocreales, Cordycipitaceae. The transcript has a single exon. The coding region runs from base 1 to 930 and encodes 309 amino acids. The record is from RefSeq and is a predicted model, not a curated record.